ACUAAUUACAUUAUCGAUUUUCCCAAAAGACUUGCCCUUCGCCUCCUUCAAACAACCACUCUUUCCGUUCAGACACCCUGCGCCUAAAACCUCUCUUCUUCGGUAAUCACCGUAGGCAGGAAACCAAGAGGAUUUGGUUAGGGCAACUACUUGAGAGAAAAUGAAGUACGGUGUCAACUCACAGGAUUGGAGGGUAAUUAAUACUAGAAUAGAGACUUCAACUUGACGCCCUAGUCAUCAACAGAAGACGAGUCUGGGUGUGACAAUCUCGCUCGAGUGACACACACACACAAACAGAGAUGGGUGAGAUAGAAAAGCCGAUAUUCAGAGACAUAAGGCGUUAUUUCUGUGAGUACUGCAGCAUUUGCAGGUCCAAGAAGUCCCUCAUCACCUCUCACAACCUCACCCAUCACAAGGAAGAAAUGGAGGAGAAGGGUGUUGAUGAAGAAGAGAAAAUAGAGGGGACAAAAUCCAAUACUUGCACAGAAUGUGGUGCCUCUUUCAAGAAACCAGCGUAUUUGAAGCAACAUAUGCAGAGUCAUUCCCUCGAGAGGCCGUAUACUUGUAAAGUUGAUGAUUGCCAUUCCAGCUAUAGAAGAAAGGACCACUUGACUCGCCAUCUUCUUCAGCACCAAGGAAAACUCUUCAAUUGUCCAAUUGAGAACUGCAACCGUGAAUUUUCUUUACAAGGCAACAUGAAAAGGCACGUGAAAGAACUUCAUGGCCAGGAUCACCCUCCCACUGAUGCUAAAUGCCAGAAGCAGUAUGUCUGCCCUGAAAUUGGGUGUGGGAAGGUUUUCAGAUUUGCGUCAAAGUUGCGGAAGCAUGAGGACUCCCAUGUUAAACUAGACUCAGUGGAGGCGUUCUGUUGUGAAGCUGGUUGUAUGAAAUAUUUUGCCAAUGAUCAAUGCCUUAAGGCCCACAUCAAGUCCUGCCACCAACAUAUUACUUGUGAGAUAUGCGGGACCAAGCAGCUGAAAAAGAACAUUAAGCGGCACCUGCGAAUGCAUGAAGCCAAAGUGUCGUUGGUGAGGAUCAAAUGCAAUCACAAGGGUUGUCUUCACACAUUUUCAAAUAAAUCAAAUCUCCGUCAGCAUGUGAAGGCUGUGCACCUUGAUCUUAAACCCUUUGCCUGUAGCUUUACUGGUUGUGGAAUGAGAUUCGCACACAAGCACGUGAGAGACAAUCAUGAAAAAACAGGGAACCAUGUUUACACACCUGGGGACUUUGAGGAGUCAGAUGAGCAAUUUCAAUCCAGGCCUAGGGGCGGGCGGAAGAGAAAGUGCCCAACUGUAGAAAUGCUGAUCCGAAAGAGGGUUACUCCACCAAGUCAGUUGGAUGAGGGAUCUGACUAUCUUUCUUGGUUGCUCUCACAGAGGACUGACAACGAGUAGUGACUCAUGCCCUCUAGUUUUGCGCGAUGUGAAUAGACUCUUCCAAUGGAAAUAUAUAUAGAAAUUGGGUAUAUUUACUCUUAAGUUCAUUAUAGAUGAUAUAUUAUAUAUAGCUUGUUAGAAUCCUUGUAUAAUAUGGUUCUGUUCCUCAUUUGUUACUCUUCCUUGUAUAAUAUGGUAUACAAAUCUAGCCUUAGUUUCUUCAA
Messenger RNA from Alnus glutinosa, 1600 nucleotides. Its product is annotated as transcription factor IIIA-like. The record is from RefSeq and is a predicted model, not a curated record. Gene Ontology annotation, biological process: regulation of transcription by RNA polymerase II. The coding region runs from base 300 to 1394 and encodes 364 amino acids. Gene Ontology annotation, cellular component: nucleus. The transcript has 8 exons. Lineage: Eukaryota; Viridiplantae; Streptophyta; Magnoliopsida; Fagales; Betulaceae.